Messenger RNA from Biomphalaria glabrata, 3139 nucleotides. Its product is annotated as aldo-keto reductase family 1 member A1-like. Gene Ontology annotation, cellular component: cytosol. The record is from RefSeq and is a predicted model, not a curated record. The coding region runs from base 559 to 1491 and encodes 310 amino acids. The transcript has 2 exons. Lineage: Eukaryota; Metazoa; Mollusca; Gastropoda; Planorbidae. Gene Ontology annotation, molecular function: aldose reductase (NADPH) activity.
UGGCAGAAUUUAAGUCAUUGGUUAACAAGCAUGACUAGAAAGCAUGACGUGUAGGGCGUAUAUAGUCAUCUUCUUAUUUUGAAGUAACGUCUGUAUCUUGUAAGAUAAUUAAAAAGUUUUCAAGUCGUCGUAGACCCUUGCGGCGGGAUGGAGGUCUUUGAUAGAUCACUUUGGGAAUCGCUAAUCUAAUUUACUCUUUAGAUCUAAAUCUAUUGAUCUAGACUAGAGUCUACUGUUGUUUUUUUCAAGAUUAACAGAUCGAGAAUCUUGAUCUAGAUAAAGAUAUACAUCUAUUCGACGUACGAUGUAAAAUGCAUAAUUUGUCUACACUUUUUCUGCCUAACAGCCAGAAGAACAGGGGAGCUAAUAAGUUCCACAUAUAAAAAUACUAGACAAUAAAAAUAAAGUCUAGAUCUAGAAAGCUAGAGUUGAUAAGAUGUAGCAGAAUCUAGAAAUAGAUCUCAUCUAGCUCUGCAUUUCAUUUUUAGAUUCGCCUCAAAUAGUAUAUAAGUAGAAUAUAUAACAACUUCAACAAGGACCAAAAAUCGUAACAAUAAAAUGGCAAUAGCUCGAUUUGUAACGUUGAAUUCAGGCUUCAAGAUGCCAACCUUAGGAUUUGGCACAUUCAUGUUAAAAGGUGAAAAGUUAAAAGAGGUUCUGGAUUAUGCUUUAUUUUUGGGUUAUCGUCAUAUUGAUACAGCUGCUUCUUAUGAGAAUGAGGAAGAAAUUGGACAAGUGUUGUCUGAUAGAGUUAAUGCUGGAAGACUAAAUCGGAAAGAUAUUUUCAUCACUACAAAGGUCCCCCGCACACAUUUGAAAAAAGCAGACGUGAUUGAAAGUGCCCAAAGUUCUUUGGCCAAACUGAAAACAAGCUAUGUAGACAUGCUUCUUGUACAUCACCCAUGGGGCUUCAUUAAAAAAGAAAACAAUGAAAUGCAGUUUGAACAUGUGGAUCUGCUUGAGACCUGGCAAGGGUUUUCCACACUCUUCAAAUCACAAAAAGCACACAGUAUUGGUGUCUCUAAUUUCACCCUGGAGCAAAUAGAUAGUAUUCUGAAAUUUUCUGAUGUGCCCCCUGCUAAUGUCCAGUUAGAGUGCCACGCUUACUUCUUGCAAAAUAAACUAAAAGCAUUUUGUGAUGAGCACCACAUAGCUGUGUCUGCUUAUGCCCCCUUGGGUGCUCCUAACAGACCGGCUCCUCAUGUUCAAAACAAUGAGAAUCUGUUGGAAGAUCCUCUAAUCAAAGAGAUUGCAAAAAGCUACAAGAAAACACCUGCACAGGUGCUGCUUAACUUUUUACUUUGCAGAGGGUUUGUUGUUUUACCAAAAAGCGCCAAUAAAGACAGGAUUAAAGAGAACUUGGAUGUCUUAAACUGGACAAUGACAACUAAAGACUAUGACAAGAUAGCUAGUCUUGAUAAAGGCAUUAGGUUUUUUAGAUUUCUUUUUAUGAGAGGCCAUCCAGACUUUUUUGAGGAAGAAGAUUUUUAAUAAAGAAAAGUUUAAAACAUAAAUUCAAACAGAGAAUAUUCUGUGAUGAAAAAAUUUUUUAAUUAGCUGUUAUUGUGGCUUUAUAGUAGGUAUCUUUUAGUGUUAUAAGUGCUUAUCAUAUUUAGUAAAAAAGUAAGUUCCCCUUUCAGACCUUGUGGUCUAUAGGGCAGGUGAUGUCAAGGUCAUUUGUUUCUGCAAAAGUUCCCCCUUUCAGACCAGAUGAUGUAAAGGUGAUCUAUUUCUGUGGCCUACGGUUAAUGAAGGUGUCAUGUGGCCAGAAAAACGACCUACCACCUUUACUUUUCCCCAGGUAAUAUCAGGUACCCAUUAGAGCUGGGUGGACUUAGAGGUACCCAAAGAUCCCAGAAUUAACAAAUCCUAGGAUUCGAAUCCGGGACCUCUGGUUUGGAAGCCAAGCACUUUACCAUUCAGCCACCGCACCUACUAUCAUAUUUAGACUUAACAUUAUCUUCUGAAAGAAAACAUUAUUGAUCAAAAUUAAUUAAUUAAUUAAUCAUUCUUUUUCCAUAUCUAUAUUAUCUUUAAAAAAUACUUGGCUUUUAGCAUUUAUCUGGGAAAUCUUUUGCUGUAUGAUCUUGGGUACAUACUUUUCAUAGUCUUGUUUUAUUUCAGCAUUAUUACAUCAUAUAUUAUUUAAAAUAACUUCCUUUUUUUUUUAACAUAGCAACAUAUUAUUAGAGUAAUAUUUCACAGAACUUCAGUACAUAACCUAAAGGCAUUAUUAUUUGUGGAAAUGUAUUUAUCUACUUACUACAAUGUGUUACAAUGUCAUAUAUAUGUACCACUUUGUAGCCUAAUUUAUAGUAAUUUAAGAGGCUAUGUAUUGAUUGGAUGUGGGUGAAUUUAAAACACACAUUUAUGCCAUAUAAUAAAUUAGAAUUUGAAAUAUUCAAUAUAGGUAAAUAUUGACUGUAACAAUUUUUCAUGCAACAAAGAAUCUCCACCCUUCUUUGUCAGAAGACACCCACAUUAGCUUUUCAAGAGACUGGCUUUUCCACUCUCACAUUGUCCAGGUAAUUUUUUUCCCUCUUAAAGUCUCACUUUAUGGCUACACAGUAUUGAGGAAGGAGUCCUCUAGUUUGAUACUCUUAUGUAGUUUUUUGCAAGAUUUUAGCUUUUGAUUUAAAUACUGGUGGUAGUAAUCUGCAAUAUAAUAUAAGGGAUUGCCUUUAGAAAAAUUAUACUUUAAAUGUUUCUGUAUAUGAUAUGUUGUUGUUUUUUUAAUUUAAAAACCUAGUGCUCAUUCUCAUUUUUAAUUCAGAAGGUUACAUAUCUGCAGAUUUGGUGUCAUAUUUUUUAAUGUAAACAAGUUUUUGUCACAUACUCAUCACUCCACAUGCUUGAAGCUUUAAAAAAUUUUUCUACAAUGAGUGUUUAUUACAUUACAGAUGUGUAGGUACAACGGUAGUGCCAAUUUGUUUUGUACCGGUAAUUAAUUUUAUUUAUUACAUCAGAUAUUUAUUACAUUGUAUUUGGGUUUCGCAAGUGCAUGUGUUAUGAAUGCAACUAAAGUCUGCUUUAAAUGUGGACCAUUAAAUAUGAUUGAACUAUAAAAGUAUAAACACAGAUAAGUUUUACUGUACAAGUAAAUUGUAAAACAAUAAAAGUUUUAUAUUGAUUGCAAAUA